GAGAUGAACCAGGAGGAACUGGCCGACACACUGUGGGGCGAGGAGCUUGGAACUAUCCGUUCUAAAUUCGUGGACAGAGUCUCAGACCCAGUUAUCAAAGGUCUCCUGGAUGACCUUUGGCAGCAGCAGGUGUUCAAUACUGAGGAAAAGGACUCUGUGAUGGAGGGCCUGAAGAUCAGAGCGGACCGAGCACGUUGUCUGAUCGACAUGGUGAUCGGUAAAGGGGAGAGAGCAAGUCAGAUGAUGAUCGAUAGUAUGAAGAAGAGGGACAAACACUUAUGCAUCAAGCUGGGUCUGAUCUCUUCUCUUGCUGGUGUGGAACAAGUCAGGAAUCAAUCUGCUGGUCUGAUUACGUCAGGCAGUAGUGGCCGGGGGAGCUUGCCCGAGUCUGAGCUUUCUGCCCCUAUGGACGGGAAGUCAUCUGUUCCACUUGACCGGCAUGGUAGCACGCUGGGAUCUCCUGCUGUCGAGUGCCAACAAAAGAUCAAGUCUCGUUUAAAGAGGAUGUUCAAGUGUGUGUUUCAGGGAAUCCCUAAAGCAGGACAUUCAACACCUCUGAAUGAGUUCUACACUGAGCUCUUCAUCACAGAGAGAGGCAGUGGAGAGGUCAACAAGGAACAUGAGGUCAGAUUGAUUGAAACAGCUUCCAGUGAUCCAUUCAAGGAGGAAACACCAAUCAAAUGUGAGGACAUCUUUAAACCCUUACCUGGAAAAGAUAAGUCAAUCCGGACAAUAAUGACAACUGGAGUGGCCGGCAUUGGUAAAACCAUCUUAACACACAAGUUCACUCUGGACUGGGCAGAAGGCAAAACCAACCAGGACAUACACUUCACAUUUCUCCUCACUUUCAGAGAGCUGAAUUCACUGAAAGGGAAAGAGUUUAGCUUGGUGGAACUUCUUCAUCGCUUCAUUAUUGAGACCAAAGAAGCAGGAAUCUGCAGAUUUGACCGGUUCCAAGUUGUCUUCAUCUUGGAUGGUCUGGAUGAGUGUCGACUUCCUCUGGACUUCCAGAACAACCCGAUCUGGACUGAUGUCACAGAGUCCACCUCGGUGGACGUGCUGCUGACAAACCUCAUCAGGGGCAAGCUGCUUCCCUUUGCUCGCAUCUGGAUAACCACACGCCCUGCGGCAGCAGAUCAGAUCCCUGCUGAGUGUGUUGACAUGGUGACAGAGGUCAGAGGGUUCAACGACCUACAGAAGGAGGAGUACUUCAGGAAGAGAUUCAGAGACGAGACGCUGGCCAGCAAAAUCAUCUCCCAUGUCAAGAAAUCACGCAGCCUCCACAUUAUGUGUCACAUCCCAGUCUUCUGUUGGAUCACUGCUCAGGUUCUGAAGGACUUUUUCAAAGAUCCCCAGAUAGGAGAAGAGGUGCCCAAGACCGUGACUCAGAUGUACAGCCUCUUCCUGAGGGUUCAGUCCAUACAGGGGGACAGGAAGUAUCGUGGGAUAGAUGAUAAAGACUGGAGUUCACAGAGUAGGAAGAUAAUUUUUUCUCUGGGAAAACUGGCUUUUAAACAGCUAGAGAGUGGCGACCAGAUCUUCUACGAGGAAGACCUGGCAGAGUGUAAAGAAUAUUUCAACGAAGCCUCAGUGAACUCAGGACUGUGCACCCAGAUCUUUAAAGAGGAGUGUGGGCUCAUCCAAGGUGACAAGGUGUUCUGCUUUGUCCAUCUGAGCGUCCAGGAGUUUCUGGCUGCCCUUCAUGUCUUUAAGUCCUUCAUCGACGAUGAAGGACUUAAUCUGCUCACAGAAGAGCCAAUCUUCGGUGAAGAUAAACUCCUCCUCCUCUACCAGAGUGCUGUGGACAAGGCCUUAGAGAGUAAGAACGGACACCUGGACUUGUUCCUCCGCUUCCUCCUGGGCCUCUCUCUGGAGACCAAUCAGAAUGUCCUACGAGGUCUGUUGGGCCAGACACGAAGAAUGGGCUCACAGACCACUAAGAAAACAGUGUCUUACAUCAAGAAGAAGAUAGGUGGAGAUCUCUCUACAGAGCGAAGCAUCAAUCUGUUCCACUGUCUGAAUGAGCUGAACGACCAUUCUCUAGUGGACCAGAUCCAACAGUUCCUGACAUCUGGAAAUCUCUCCAAAAAACGUGUCUCUCGUGCUCAGUGGGCAACUCUGGUCUUCAUCUUACUGUCAUCGGAAGAGAACCUGGAUGUGUUUGACCUGAAGAAAUACUCAGCUUCAGAGAAGGGUCUUCAGAGGCUGCUGCCAGUGAUCAAAGCCUCCAAAACAUCUCUGCUGAAUGGCUGUCAUCUGUCAGAGAGAUGCUGUGAAGCUCUGGCCUCAGUUCUCAGCUCCAACUCCUCUAGUCUGAAAAAGCUGGACCUGAGUACCAAUGAUCUGAAGGAUUCAGGAGUGAAGAAGCUGCUCUCUGCUGGACUUGGGAGUCCAGACUGUACACUGGAAACUCUCAGCCUGAAUGGCUGUAGUCUGUCAGAGAAAUGCUGUCAAGCUCUGGCCUCAGUUCUCAGCUCCAACUCCUCUAGUCUGAGAAAGCUGGACCUGAGUACCAAUGAUCUGAAGGAUUCAGGAGUGAAGCUGCUCUCUGCUGGACUUAGGAGUCCAUACUGUACACUGGAAACUCUCAGGCUGAAUGCCUGUCAUCUGUCAAAGAGAUGCUGUGAAGCUCUGGCCUCAGUUCUCAGAUCCAACUCCUCUAGUCUGAGAGAACUGGACCUGAGUUCCAAUGAUCUGCAGGAUUCAGGUGUGAAGCUGCUCUAUGCUGGACUGGGGAGUCCACACUGUACGCUGGAAACUCUCAGGUUGUCUGGCUGCCUGGUCACACAGGAAGGCUGUGCUUCUCUGGCCUCAGCUCUGAGCUCCAACCCCUCCCAUCUGAGAGAGCUGGACCUGAGCUACAAUCACCCAGGAGACUCUGGAGCUGCGCUGCUCUCUGCUGGACUGGAGGAUCCACGCUGGCUGGACACU
Messenger RNA from Gadus morhua (Atlantic cod), 2931 nucleotides. RefSeq names its product NACHT, LRR and PYD domains-containing protein 12-like. Gene Ontology annotation, biological process: regulation of apoptotic process. The transcript is spliced from 9 exons. The annotation marks the transcript as partial. Gene Ontology annotation, molecular function: protein binding. The record is from RefSeq and is a predicted model, not a curated record. Lineage: Eukaryota; Metazoa; Chordata; Actinopteri; Gadiformes; Gadidae.